GGAUCGGAGCUACAGCUGCCAUUCCAAGCCUGCUUGAAGGUGGAGAAGUUUGGUGAUCUCAUUCUUAAGGCAACGGAGCCACAGAUGGUCUUAUUCAAUCUUUACGAUGACUGGCUCAAGUCGAUCAGUUCUUACACUGCCUUUUCGCGUCUGAUCCUCAUCCUUCGCGCCCUUCAUGUGAACAACGAUAAGGCGAAGGUAACUUUAAAACCGGACAAAACCACCAUUACCGAGCCACAUCAUAUCUGGCCUACACUCACUCCUGAAGAAUGGAUCAAAGUGGAGUAUCAGUUGAAGGAUCUUAUUCUUGCUGACUACGGCAAAAAGAACAACGUGAACGUAGCCUCAUUAACUCAGUCCGAGAUUCGUGACAUCAUCUUGGGCAUGGAGAUCUCAGCGCCAUCGCAGCAACGGCAGCAGAUAGCAGAGAUUGAGAAGGCGGCGAAGGAUCAGGCUCAACUUACCGCUACUACUACGAAGACGGUGAACAAGCACGGCGAAGAAAUUAUCUCCACCACCACUUCUAACUAUGAGAAGCAGCACUUUAGCAGCAAAACGGAGUGGCGAGUGCGCGCUAUCUCUGCCACAAAUCUUUAUCUUCGCACAAAUAAUAUCUACGUCAGCUCUGAUGACAUUAAAGAAAACGGGUACACUUAUAUCUUGCCUAAGAAUGUCCUCAAGAAGUUUAUCACCAUUUCUGAUCUCCGAGCUCAGAUUUGCGGCUAUCUCUAUGGCAUCUCACCACCAGACAAUAAUCAAAUCAAAGAAAUUCGUUGCAUUGUGAUGCCACCACAAUGGGGCACUCAUCAGACAGUUCACGUUCCUGAAGGCCUUCCCCAAGAUGAGUACCUUCGCGAAAUGGAACCCCUUGGGUGGAUCCACACUCAACCGAACGAACUGCCGCAGCUAUCACCCCAGGAUGUUACAACUCAUGCGAAGCUAUUUGCAGAGCACGAUGGUGAGCGGACAAUAGUGAUCACCUGCAGUUUUACACCGGGUUCAGUGUCUCUCUGCGCCUACAAACUGACUCCAGGUGGGUAUGAGUGGGGUCGUCAGAACACCGACAAGGGCAACAAUCCCAAGGGCUAUCUACCCAGUCAUUACGAACGUGUUCAGAUGCUUCUCUCCGAUCGCUUCCUCGGCUUUUUCAUGGUGCCUGCACAGGGUUCUUGGAAUUACAAUUUCAUGGGUGUACGCCACAAUCCGAACAUGAAGUACGAACUCCAGCCGCUGAAGCCGAAGAAAUUUUACCACCGCAUUCACAGACCUUCACACUUCCUCGACUUCACCAACGUUGAGGAAAGCGAGUCGUUCGCCGCAGAUCGUGAGAACCCUCUGGGUUAA
Molecule: messenger RNA, 1344 nt
Organism: Hydatigera taeniaeformis
Lineage: Eukaryota; Metazoa; Platyhelminthes; Cestoda; Cyclophyllidea; Taeniidae
Source: the annotation of a GenBank genome assembly